GGACUCCUGGGUCCUGGCGGAAGAGAUGACCUGCGCUCCUGGUCCGACAGAGCAGGGACCUGGGGACCCCGACUCCUAAGUCUGAGGGUGGAGGGCCUGGAGGCCCAGAGCCUUCCCCUAACACACACCCCCUUCAAACGCCCGCUGGCGCGCCCCGCCCCUCCCGCCUCCAGUUAACCCCAAGCCUGCGGAGGAGCCCGGGACAGUCUCCCGGAGCCCACGGAUGGAGGAGGAAAGCGACCGACCCGCUCUCGGAAGAGGGAUGGAGGCCGACGAGCCCGCCAGCCCCCGGGAGCCGCCGUCGCCGCCCCCGCCGCCGUCGCCGCCGUCCCCCUCUGCCCCCGACACCCCGGGGACCCCCCAGCCCGAGCAGCCGACGGAGGCCUACGCCCGGCAGCUGCUGCUGGAGGAGUGGAGACCCCCGGGGGGGAGCCUGGAACUGCCCCCGCGCCUCACCUGGAAGCUGCUCUUCCUGCGGCGGCCGCUCUACCGCAACCUGCUACGUUCGCCCAACCCCGAAGGCAUCAACAUUUAUGAGCCAGCACCCCCUACUGGUCCCACCCAGCAGCCCCUGGAGACUCUGGGCAACUUCCACGGCUGGUACAUUAGGACCGAGAAGCUCCAGCAUGACCGCAGCUGGACGGUGAAGCAGCAGUGUGUGGACCUUCUGUCCGAGGGCCUGUGGGAGGAGCUCCUUGACGAUGAGCAGCCAGACAUCACGGUCAUGGACUGGUACGAGGACAGCCGGCUAGACACGUGUGUCUACGAGCUGCACGUCUGGCUGCUGGCAGCUGACCGCCGCUCAGUCAUCGCGCAACACCACGUGGCCCCCCGAUCCUCUGGACGGGGCCCCCCCGGCCACUGGCUCCAGGUGUCCCACGUCUUCCGCCAGUACGGCCCUGGCGUGCGCUUUGUUCACUUCCUGCACAAGACCAAGAACCGGAGGGAGCCUGGCGGGCUGCGGCGGACAAGGGUGACAGACUCCUCCGUGUCUGUGCAAUUCAGGGAGUGACUGGCUGUCCAACUCCCAGCCUGUUCUGACCCUUUGUCUCACUGGUCCAUAACGUGUGAUCCCUCAGCACCUCCCUGAUCUCUUAGCACUUCCCUGACCCUUUGCAUCUCCCUGACCCCUUAAUAUCUUCUUGUUCCUUUAUCCCUUUGGACAGCUUAGCAUCUCUUUUACCUCCCUGACCCUUAGAAGUCCCUGGCCCUUAGCACCUCCUUGACCCUCAGGAGUCCCUGGCCCUUAGCACUUCCCUGGCCCUUUAGCUCUGCCUUGUUGUCUCACACACUUCCCCGAUGUGUGGAGAAGCACCCCCGCCCCCUGUUCCCUUCCCACCUUCAUGACCCUUCAGCUUCUCCUUGGUCACUUACCACCCCCCAGGCCCCUGCUUCCUGCCUGGCCCUUGAUUUCCCACCUGACAUCUUCACACCCCCUUGAAUGGCUGACUGGCAUUUCUUCUGUGCUCUCUGAGCCCUGUGAGGGCUGAGGGCAGCAACCGCUUCUUCCCAAGUUAGUGCUCCACAGACAGAAGGUGC
Messenger RNA from Lutra lutra (Eurasian river otter), 1539 nucleotides. RefSeq names its product NCCRP1, F-box associated domain containing (gene NCCRP1). The coding region runs from base 224 to 1012 and encodes 262 amino acids. The record is from RefSeq and is a predicted model, not a curated record. The transcript has 6 exons. Gene Ontology annotation, cellular component: cytoplasm; SCF ubiquitin ligase complex. Gene Ontology annotation, biological process: glycoprotein catabolic process; SCF-dependent proteasomal ubiquitin-dependent protein catabolic process. Gene Ontology annotation, molecular function: ubiquitin protein ligase activity. NCBI's taxonomy places the organism in Eukaryota, Metazoa, Chordata, Mammalia, Carnivora, Mustelidae.